This is a messenger RNA of Jaculus jaculus (lesser Egyptian jerboa), 2340 nucleotides long. RefSeq names its product tweety family member 1 (gene Ttyh1). Bases 69 to 1421 code for a protein of 450 amino acids. Gene Ontology annotation, molecular function: volume-sensitive chloride channel activity; intracellularly calcium-gated chloride channel activity. Lineage: Eukaryota; Metazoa; Chordata; Mammalia; Rodentia; Dipodidae. The record is from RefSeq and is a predicted model, not a curated record. Gene Ontology annotation, cellular component: smooth endoplasmic reticulum membrane; plasma membrane. The transcript is spliced from 14 exons.
GCUCCCAGGAGCCCCACAGACCCCGCUCGGCCCGCGCCCGGUCCGCCCCGCUGCCCCUCCCCGGGGCCAUGGGAGCGCCCCCAGGCUACCGACCCUCAGCCUGGGUGCAUCUCCUUCACCAGCUGCCCCGCGCAGACUUCCAGCUCCGCCCGGUGCCCAGCGGGUUCGCGCCCCGUGAUCAGGAGUACCAGCAGGCCUUGUUGCUCGUGGUGGCCUUGGCAGGCCUGGGUCUGGGCCUGAGCCUUGUCUUCAUCGCCGUCUACCUCAUCCGUUUCUGCUGCUGCCGACCCCCAGAGCCCCCCGGGGCCAAGAGCCCCCCACCUGGAGGAGGCUGCAUCACCUGGAGUUGCAUCGCUGCCCUUCUCGUGGGCUGCGCCAGCAUUGGCAUUGGUUUCUAUGGCAACAGCGAGACCAGUGAUGGGGUGUCCCAGCUCAGCUCAGCUCUGCUGCAUGCCAACCACACUCUCAGCACCACUGACUACCUGGUGCUGGAGACAGUGGAGAGACUGGACGAGGCGGUGCGGACAGAGCUGACCACGCUGGAGGAGGUGCUGGCGGAGCGCAUGGAGCUGGUGGCUGCAGCCAGGGGGGCUCGGCGGCAGGCCGAAGCUGUGGCCCAGCAGCUUCAGGGACUGGCCUUCUGGCAGGGAGUCCCCCUGAGUCCUGUGCAGGUGGCCGAAGAUGUGUCCUUUAUGGAGGAGUACCGGUGGCUGGCUUAUGUCCUUUUGCUUCUCCUGGAGCUCCUGGUCUGUUUCUUCACCCUCUUGGGCCUGGCGAAGCAGAGCAAAUGGCUGGUGGCCGUGAUGACCACCAUGAGUUUCCUGGUACUAGUCCUGAGCUGGGGCUCCACGGGCCUGGAGGCAGCCACAGCCAUGGGCCUCAGUGAUUUCUGCUCUAACCCAGACACCUAUGUGCUGAACCUGACCCAGGAGGAGACCGGGCUCAGCUCAGACAUCCUGAACUAUUAUUUCCUGUGCAACCAAGCGGUCUCCAACCCUUUCCAACAGAGGCUGACACUGUCCCAGCGAGCUCUGGCCAACAUCCACUCCCAGCUGCAGGGCCUGGAGCGAGAAGCUGUCCCCCAGUUCCCUGCAGCACAGAAGCCACUGUUGUCGCUGGAGGAGACCCUGAAUGUGACCGAGGGAAACUUCCACCAGUUGGUGGCGCUGCUGCACUGUCGUAGCCUGCACAAGGACUACAGUGCGGCCCUGCGUGGCCUGUGCGAGGACGCCAUGGAGGGUCUGCUUUUCCUGCUCCUCUUCUCCCUCCUGUCUGCCGGGGCCCUGGCCACCACCCUCUGCAGCCUGCCCCGUGCCUGGGCCCUCUUUCCGCCCAGUGAUGACUAUGAGGACACAGAUGACGACGACCCUUUCAACCCUCAGGAAUCCAAGCGUUUUGUGCAAUGGCAGUCUUCCAUCUGAGCCCCUCCUCCCUGCCAACCCAGAGCCUGCCUCCCCUCUUUGCUCCUUUCCUGGUGGCUGGAGGAGGCCUCACUAACCCAACCUGACUGGGCUGACCAUUAACACUACUGGCCACGGACACUUCACCCAGGAUGGCCUCCUGCCUGGGCCCUAGUGCUCUCCCAUUGGUCCUUAAGUCCUGGAGGCAGCAGAGCAGGGGCCGGAGCUGGCUGGGAAAGAGGCAGCUGUGUGUCAUUCACCCCUGGCUGCCAGUCCUGCCCUUGGAGGGACAGAGGUGGGGGCAGGGGCAUAGAUUCCCUCUGCCCCUUGCCACAUCCCAGUGUUCUCAACGUGUGACACUAACUUGGAAAGGGGUUGAUUUGAAAUAAAAGGAAAGACUUUAUUUUACAAGCAGCCAGGUCCUUCUCAUUUCUCCCCUCUCAAGGGGAGGCUGGUCCUGGCUGGGCUGGGGCUGACAGGAAAUUCUCUUCUUGUCUAGCUCAGCACAGCUAGAGUUCUAAAAGUUGUAGGCGUCCUAGAACUAGAUCUAAACAUGUGUGUCCAAAGGACUGAAGUUAAUCUUCAAGUGUGUGUGAAAUGUACGAGGUGUUUGGGAGGAGAAACUCUGUGAGAUCUACUUGGCUUUCCUUCAGUCCAACAAAUAAAUACUAAAUAUGUACCAGUGAGGGACAGAAGUCUUGUGGGAGACAUUAGAAGACCACUUGCACGUGUACAGCCAGAUGGCGUGUAGGGGAGAACUGUAAGCAAGAAAUCAAAAUCCAGAGGGGAAAAGAUAAGGUAUUCAGUGAUCGUUUAAAAUUACAGUAUAUCGUAAAGUCAAAAGGUACAAUGUGGAAUAAUGUGUGUAUGUUACUUUUAAAAAUAUGGCAAAGAAAUAUAUGAUCCUUAAUAAACAUCAUCUGCAAAAGCUUCCAUUUUA